Messenger RNA from Thermochaetoides thermophila DSM 1495, 1248 nucleotides. RefSeq names its product 3-ketoacyl-CoA thiolase-like protein. Gene Ontology annotation, molecular function: acetyl-CoA C-acyltransferase activity. The coding region runs from base 1 to 1248 and encodes 415 amino acids. Gene Ontology annotation, cellular component: peroxisome. The record is from RefSeq and is a predicted model, not a curated record. Gene Ontology annotation, biological process: fatty acid beta-oxidation; phenylacetate catabolic process. Lineage: Eukaryota; Fungi; Ascomycota; Sordariomycetes; Sordariales; Chaetomiaceae. The transcript is spliced from 4 exons.
AUGGCCGCCGAGCGUCUUGGUUCCAUCCUCAAGCACCUAUCACCCAACAGCGCGGUGAGCAAGAUCACCGCCAAGAACCCCGAUGAUAUUGUCAUCACUCUGGCCGUCCGUACCCCGCUGUGCAAGGCCAAGAAGGGCGGCUUCAAGGACACCACUCUUGAGUACAUGAUCUAUGCCCUCCUCAAAGAGGUCCGGGAGCGCAGCAAGCUCGACCCUGCUCUCGUUGAGGAUAUUGCUCUGGGCAAUGUCUCCGAUGGUAAGGCCUCCUACAAGCUCCGCGCGGCGGCUCUGGCCGCCGGCUUCCCUAACACGACCUCGUGUUACUCCCUCAACCGCUUCUGCUCGUCCGGUCUCAAGGCGGUCGCCGACAUCGCGCACGCCAUCAGCAACGGCUCGAUCGAGAUCGGUAUCGCCAUGGGCGCCGAGAGCAUGACCAUCGGCGGCGACGCCCUUGAGAAGCCCUUCGACGAGGAGGUCACCAAGCAUUCGCAGGAGUCGGUCGACUGCAUGCAGCCCAUGGGUUGGACGAGCGAGAACGUGGCGCGCGAUUUUGGCGUCACCCGUCAGAUGAUGGACGAGUAUGCAGCGGAGAGCUUCCAGCGCGCUGAGAAGGCACAGAAGGCCGGUCUGUUUGAUGACGAGAUUGUGCCCAUCAAGACCAGGAUCAAGGAUGCCAACGGCCAGUGGCAGGAGGUUACCCUGACCAAGGAUGAUGGUAUUCGCUAUGGCACUACUGUUGAGGCCCUCAGCAAAAUCCGCUCGGCCUUUCCUCAGUGGGGUCCGACAACUACUGGCGGCAACGCCAGCCAGGUUACUGAUGGCGCUGCCGCCGUCCUCCUCAUGAAGCGCUCGACUGCCAUCAAGCUGGGCCAGCCCAUCCUCGGUAAGUACGUAGGCUCGACCGUGGCCGGCCUGGCCCCUCGAAUUAUGGGCAUCGGUCCCACUGUUGCCAUCCCCAAGCUGCUGGCCCAGCACAACCUCACCCUCAACGACAUUGACGUCAUCGAGAUCAACGAGGCCUUCGCCAGCAUGGCAGUCUACUGCCGCGACAAGCUCGGCCUGGACUGGGCCAAGAUGAACCCCCGCGGUGGUGCUAUUGCCCUAGGUCACCCUCUGGGUGCUACUGGUGCUCGUCAGAUCGUUACCGGCUUGAGCGAGUGCCGGAAGACCGGGAAGAAGAUUCUGCUCACAAGUAUGUGCAUUGGUACGGGUAUGGGCAUGGCAGGGUUGUUUGUGAACGAGCAGUAA